Messenger RNA from Pestalotiopsis fici W106-1, 852 nucleotides. RefSeq lists its product as uncharacterized. The transcript has a single exon. Bases 1 to 852 code for a protein of 283 amino acids. NCBI's taxonomy places the organism in Eukaryota, Fungi, Ascomycota, Sordariomycetes, Amphisphaeriales, Sporocadaceae. The record is from RefSeq and is a predicted model, not a curated record. Gene Ontology annotation, molecular function: oxidoreductase activity.
AUGAAAUCCAUCGUCUCCCACGUCAAGAACCUGGCCCAUACCUCCACAGCCUCCUCACCCACAGACACAGAAACCGCCGCUGGUUCUUCUUCUGUAGCCGUAUUCGCAAACAUGUCUCUCCAGGACAAGGUUGUACUCAUCACAGGCGCCUCCAAGGGCAUCGGGCGGGCCAUUGCGCAAAAGGCAGCCAGCCAAGGCGCCAAGGUCGUCAUCAACUACUCGCGGGAUAGCACACCCGCCGAUGCUCUGGUGAAGGAGAUUGGGGCAGACCGGGCCCUCGCCGUGCAAGCCGACGUUUCCAAGCUGCCGGAAAUCGAGAAGCUGGUAGAGGCGGCCGUGGCGCGGUUCGGCCGCAUCGACGUGCUCGUCCCCAACGCCGGCAUCAUGCCGCUACAGCCCCUGGCCGCCGUCACCGAGGACAUUUACACGCGCGUCUUUGACCUCAACGUCAAGGGGCCGCUCUUCCUCGCGCAAAAGGUGGCGCCGCACAUGCCCCAAGGAGGUCGCAUCAUCUUCAUCUCGACGGGCAUCACGCGCAGCAGCGCCGUCCCGCCCGUCUAUGCCGUCUACGCCAUGACCAAGGGCGCCGUCGAACAAAUGACGCGCGCGCUAUCCAAGGAGCUCGGCGCCAAGGGCAUCACGGUCAACGCCGUGGCUCCCGGACCUACUGCUACUGAUUUAUUCAUGGAAGGCAAGCCCGAAGCCAUGAUUAACGGCAUCAAGGCCGCCAGUCCUUUCAAUCGCUUGGGUGACCCGGCCGAAAUUGCCAAUGUUGUUACUUUUGUCGCGAGCCCGGAGAGUGCUUGGAUAUCGGGCCAGAUUAUUGGUGCCAAUGGUGCUUCUUUUGUGUAG